Messenger RNA from Leptosia nina, 486 nucleotides. Lineage: Eukaryota; Metazoa; Arthropoda; Insecta; Lepidoptera; Pieridae. The record is from the annotation of a GenBank genome assembly.
AUGGGCCUCAAUGAGAGUUACGACUUAAACGAAGAGGACCUGUCAAAAAAGUAUAAACAAAUGCAAAAAUAUUUACAUCCAGACAAAUACGCAAACAAGAAUGAGAUAGAACAAGAAAUAUCAGCUCAGUAUUCAUCUUUAGUAAAUGAAGCUUAUAAAACUCUACUGGAACCAUUAUCAAGAGGUAUUUAUAUGUUAAAACUAAGAGGCAAGCAUAUAGAAGAAAACACUGAAAUGGACCCACAGUUUCUCAUGAAAAUAAUGGAAAAGAAUGAGGAAGUGGAAAGUGCGGAUACAGAGGAAGAGAUUAUGAAUCUAAAUAAGGAAAUCACUGCAGUCAUAAAAGAUCUAGAGAAGGAAUUAUCUAGGGCAUUUUUCAAUGGAAACUUAGAUAGUGUGACAAAAUUACUUAGUCAUAUGAAAUAUUACACCAGUAUCCACGAUCAGAUACAAAACUCAAUACGAAACAAAGGAAUUAUAAGAUAA